GUUCGCAGGCUGAACGUGAACACCGAGCAGCGCAUCCUCCACCUUCGUUCGUUCGGCUGACUCCUACAUUCUACUAAUGGCGGCGGUAUCUCUAUCCAAUUCUCCAAUUACUCAGGUCUCGCAAACACCCGUGCAGACCAACCUGCAACCCCACCUCCUGACGAGAUUGCUUCUGGAUUUGCGCGGUAAACGCUUCUCGGUGGAUCGAGAAACUAUCAUGAACCUUCCUGAAUCGGUGCUCCUCUGCUUAUUCCCAAACGGUCUUGUACUAAGUCGUCAGAGCGCGGCCUUAUCCGAUGGGGGAGAUAACGAUGACUAUGAGGAGCUGUAUGGUGUUGACUUUGAUCCGGACUGCUUCUCCUAUGUGCUCACGUUCUUCCGCAAUGCAUCGGACGCCUUCUAUGGCACACCCAGCUCUCCCGGACUUUUCGCGGCACAACAGCAGCUGGUUGAAGGCGGUUCGCCCACGUCGGACUUUGGCUCGAGCCCGUCACAGAACCCCCUCUUAACCAAGCAGGCUAUCAUUGUUCUCAGGGAAGAACUCGAAUACUUCUCCAUACCGCCCAAAGACAGCGGCACUAUCACGAAUCCCAAUGGCAUUGCCAAUGAUGCGCUCCUCGGGCUGAAGAGAAAGUGCGGCGAAUAUCUGCUGAACAAACGCAACAUCUUCACCGCUCUGCAACGCAAUGUGAACAAGGAGAACAACAUUGCAGAACAACAUCUAAUUGACAUGCUAUGCAUGAGUGGAUUCGAUCGAGACGACGAGUGGGGAUACCGUGCUAUGGAGCCUUCACGAUGCUGUAUAUCAUCGAUAGCCCUUGUGCUAUUGAAGACAGGCAUUGUUCACCACCCACCUGGCCCGAAUGGUGAGAGGCAAGUGACGGUCGACUACAACCAGAUGACCACGGCGCAGAAACUCCUCCUGUUCUGGAGAAAGCCCGCACGGAAGUGCUGGUGGGACGGGAUUGAGAUAAACCUUGCUGUGCCUGGCGAGCCGGAGAAGCUCGUUAAGCUGUGGGCACGGAGGGUGUGGACACUAGAGCUUAGCUUGGUGUGACCCGUAUGUGGGCAAUCUCUCUCAUUUUAUCACGUAAUAUCCACGAUGUUCCCUCUCUCACCCUCGCUGCAUAUACUGGAUACCCAUUCAUGUUGAUACGAAAUAUCAGUUGCGUAUAUAUUGCUCUGCUAUUGCUAUCACGAAUGUGUACCUUGCGCACAUUAGCGCAUUUGAGCACUCAUGGUGAUUGGUCCUGACGGAUCAGAAGUCUGCUUGGAACGCACGACCAUUCUUG
This is a messenger RNA of Laetiporus sulphureus 93-53, 1292 nucleotides long. RefSeq lists its product as uncharacterized. The record is from RefSeq and is a predicted model, not a curated record. The coding region runs from base 77 to 1057 and encodes 326 amino acids. The transcript is spliced from 5 exons. NCBI's taxonomy places the organism in Eukaryota, Fungi, Basidiomycota, Agaricomycetes, Polyporales, Laetiporaceae.